This is a messenger RNA of Daucus carota subsp. sativus, 1149 nucleotides long. Its product is annotated as protein LIGHT-DEPENDENT SHORT HYPOCOTYLS 4. The transcript has a single exon. Gene Ontology annotation, biological process: mRNA transcription; response to light stimulus. The record is from RefSeq and is a predicted model, not a curated record. Gene Ontology annotation, cellular component: nucleus. Bases 414 to 1016 code for a protein of 200 amino acids. Lineage: Eukaryota; Viridiplantae; Streptophyta; Magnoliopsida; Apiales; Apiaceae.
CCUUUGACACUUACCAAAUUCACAUUUCUCUCCAUCUCUCUCCCUCAAAUCUCUCCUCUCUCUCUUAGGACUAUUAGACUACAUUUAUUAGUUAUUUCCUCUUAUCUCUUGCAACAUUUCUGAAACCAAAGCUAAUUAUAGACCACCACCAUCUUCCUCUACUCCUCUCUUGCUAGCUUCUCUAGGCAUGAUCAAAACAAAGAUUCAAAAAGAGCACUGAUGAUCAGAACCAAGAAAAAGACUUUUAAUUUUACUCCUUGUUCCACAUAAUCCUAACCAGAUGUUCCUAGCUGGCUAAACCAUCCCAUCCAUCUUUCAUAUUAUUACUUUUAAGUUAUAAAAUAUGAUAACCUAGCUAGCUCCAUUCUUGAUCCAUCCUAAACAUAACCAAUUCACCGAGUAAUCAGCAAGAGAUGAUGAACAUGAACUCCUCUGGUAGCCAACAAGAAGUGAAUUCCUGUCCAGAUCUUGACACAACCAGCAUGGUCAUGACCACAACCACAAGCACAAACUCAAUAAUGACCUCAGCCUCCUCCUCCUCCGCAUCUUCCCCAACAACCCUAAGCCGAUACGAGAACCAAAAGCGCCGAGACUGGAACACCUUCGGCCAAUACCUCCGCAACCACCGCCCUCCGCUGUCACUAUCCCGGUGCAGCGGCGCUCACGUCCUCGAAUUCCUCCGGUACCUUGACCAGUUUGGGAAAACCAAGGUCCAUAAUCAGCUAUGCCCCUUUUUCGGGCAUCCGAACCCCCCUGGCCCCUGCCCGUGCCCGCUUAGGCAGGCUUGGGGCAGCCUGGAUGCCCUCAUAGGCCGCCUUCGGGCGGCCUAUGAAGAAAAUGGGGGCAAGCCGGAAGCGAACCCUUUCGGGGCAAGAGCGGUUAGGCUUUAUCUACGUGAAGUACGCGAUUCGCAGUCGAAAGCGAGAGGGAUCAGCUAUGAGAAGAAGAAGAGGAAGAGACCAGGUCAGCUUCAACAACAACAAGGUGCACCUCCUGCAUUGCCUCCUCCAAGUUAGACUACUGCAAUUUUCAUCAAUUUGCAUGAUCAACAAUAUUAUUAUCUCUAUUAUAUAUCUUAUAUGUAUCAUGAAUGUUUCUUAUUCCUCUAUAUAUGGAGAUUAAUCUAAAUAUCUUAAUUUCUCUUAUCAA